GAGAGAGAGAGAGAGGGAGAGAGAGAGAGAGAGAGAGAUGCGGAGCUUUUCAGUAGCAGAAACAUCCAGACGUCCUGUGGAGUAGCACGUGUUCCCUCUCUGUCUAAGAAGAUUUUGAAGCUCUCAGAAGCUGUUUGAUUUGGUGGUGCCAUUACUAUACGCUUCACACCAAUCGACCCACCUUCCGUUGGGAGCUCCCUCGGAGUGUUGAAACAUGACAGCUCAGAAUGCAGGGGGCAUGAUCCAGGACCUGGCUUUGCCCUCUCUGCUUGCUGUGGAGGGACACGAGUCCAGGCCUUUGGGAGAAGCCAGGUCCUUCACUGAUGAGGCUGUUUCCAUUCUGACCUCUACAAGCCAGCUGGCCCAGACCCUCCUGGGUCACACCUUUGCCCUGAAACACAAAGACAGCCUUGCCAACACUGAAGCUAAGUCAGGUAGCAGCUGCGAUGAAGACAAUGGCAACAAUGCUCGUCGCAAACGGGAGUUUAUCUCUGAGGAGAAGAAAGAUGAGGGUUACUGGGACAAGAGGCGAAAAAACAAUGAAGCUGCAAAGAGAUCCAGGGAGAAGCGAAGAGCCAAUGACAUGGUGCUGGAGAAUCGAGUGCUGGGCCUGCUGGAGGACAAUGCCCGCCUAAGGGCUGAGCUCUUGGCCCUCAAGUUUCGCUUCGGCCUGGUAAAAGACUCAUCUGAUGUGUCCAUCCUACCACUGUCUUCACCCGUCCAUGCAACCCUCAAUACAACCCAUGUCUACCAGCCUCACACUGAUGGAUCAUCACGCCUUAACACACAGCCCAUAGCCAGCACGAGCAGCAUCCAUCCGCAACCUCCGCAGCAGCAAUCAAUUAAUGGCCUGUGGAAAACCAGGCCUCUUUCAGGUCAUAGUGUAUCAGAGUUGGGUGUCUCAACUUCAUCUCCCUCAAAAGUUAUUGCUCACUCUAUGUUUUUGGAUGACACACUGAGUGAGCAAGGUGGACCUUCUCCAAUGGAGCUAGUAGGGGAGCAACAUGGCUACAGCUCCCACAUAUGCUCCCCUGAAAUCAAAGAAAGCCAGUAUGUAAACAGACAAGACCCAUCCGAGGGGUUGAGGAGCCUCCCGCAUAAACUCCGCUUCAAGGGCCCUGGAGGGGAGCUGUCUCCAUCCUCUGAUAGCAGACACAGUGGACCACCCAUAGCCACUGUGGGACCAAACAUCCAGGAGAAGAACCAACAGCGGUUGGGUUGGGUCAGUCAGACACAGAACCUGGCUCAGUGGUCCAGGGAGGAGGUCUGUGCUAGACCUGGGCUGCAGUAUCAAAGUCUGUCCUCUGGAUUAUAUAACUCUCUGCAGAACUCAAAGGACACCAAUCUUUCAACAGAGGACAAUCUCAGAUCUCAGAUCAGCUGUCUGUCUCAAGAAGUGGCUCAACUCAAGAAGCUCUUCUCUCAGCAGGUGCUCACUAGGAUCUAAGAUCCUGAGCACAAGAGGUUCAUGGAAAGAGUUAAAUUAAGAGACAGAUUUCACACCACAUCUUUCCUAACAAAUGGUCAAAUGGAGUGCAGUGCUUAAUGCCCCAGAUAGGCCCUGCCCCAGUGUUACCACAAACAUGUUUCACUGAGCCUGACUGUUCUGUGAUGAUCAGCACAUUACUACAAUAACACCAAUUCAUGAUAAGCUCAGGGGGAGUUAUGUAAGGGUACUUGUGUUGAUUUUUCCUGACGAUUAAUAGAGCUCUGUACUCUUUUUAAAACACUGUCAUGUAAUUUAAACAGCAAUGUCAUGUUAGAGAUACAACUCAGAGCACAUGAUGAAAAGUUUAUGUAACACCUCAAUCUUUCAAUGUUCACUGAUGUGGGUAAAGGCCAUUAUUUUCUUCUUUUGGACAAAGCACAUUUUCAAGGCUUUUCGACACAAAUAUUGAAAAUCAAUUUUACCAUAGCAAUACCAUUGUAGAUAUACAAUGACGUAAAAAAUAAUAAUAAAUACAUGUUGUCUCAAAGAACACUAAAGUUGAAAGAAAAUACCUUUGACACCUUUUCUGGAAUAAUCUUUACGUGUUGUUUGCUAUUUCUGUGUUUGGUUUUUUUCUAAGCCAUCUUAUCACGCUACAUACCUUUGUCUUUGUUUAAAAUGAUAGUU
This is a messenger RNA of Labrus bergylta (ballan wrasse), 2116 nucleotides long. Its product is annotated as nuclear factor interleukin-3-regulated protein-like. Gene Ontology annotation, cellular component: nucleus. Gene Ontology annotation, biological process: regulation of DNA-templated transcription; circadian rhythm. Lineage: Eukaryota; Metazoa; Chordata; Actinopteri; Labriformes; Labridae. Gene Ontology annotation, molecular function: DNA-binding transcription factor activity; DNA binding. The record is from RefSeq and is a predicted model, not a curated record.